GGGCCGGAGGGACGCGCCGCCCCAGGCAGGCCCGGUCUGUCCCGCCCGCCGCCACCCGCCGGUCGUGGCUCCGACAGAGCGGCCCGAGCGGUACGCUCAGCAACGGCCUUGAUUUUUAAAUUUCUAAGCAGAGAAUGAAGAAUUAAAACCCCCCCCAAACUGUUUUAGUGAUCCGCACUGGAAUAGAGUAUGGAGUCAGUGACCUCUUUUGUGUUGAGGGGCAAAAUGGUUCAUGCCGAAGCGUUUUCACGUCCCCUGAGCCGGAACGAAGUGGUCGGAUUAAUUUUUCGUUUGACCAUAUUUGGUGCUGUAACAUAUUUUACCAUAAAGUGGAUGGUUGAUGCCAUCGAUCCCACCCGAAAGCAGAAAGUCGAAGCUCAGAAGCAGGCUGAAAAACUGAUGAAGCAAAUUGGAGUGAAAAAUGUCAAGCUUACUGAAUAUGAAAUGAGUAUUGCUGCACAUCUCGUGGACCCACUUAGUAUGCAUGUCACCUGGAGUGAUAUUGCAGGCUUAGAUGAUGUCAUUACAGAUUUGAAAGACACUGUCAUUCUGCCUAUCAAGAAGAAAUAUUUGUUUGAGAAUUCCAGACUCUUACAGCCACCAAAAGGAGUUCUUCUCUAUGGCCCUCCUGGUUGUGGCAAAACUCUGAUCGCCAAAGCGACGGCCAAGGAAGCAGGUUGUCGAUUUAUUAACCUCCAGCCUUCAACACUGACAGACAAGUGGUAUGGAGAGUCUCAAAAACUGGCUGCUGCUGUCUUCUCCCUUGCUGUAAAGCUCCAACCAUCCAUCAUUUUCAUAGAUGAAAUAGAUUCCUUCUUGCGGUGCCGGUCCAGUUCUGACCACGAAGCCACAGCUAUGAUGAAAGCCCAGUUUAUGAGUCUCUGGGAUGGGCUGGACACAGAUUUUAACUGCCAAGUGAUAGUGAUGGGAGCCACCAACCGUCCCCAGGACCUUGACUCUGCCAUCAUGAGAAGAAUGCCGACCCGCUUUCACAUCAACCAGCCUGCUCUGAAACAAAGAGAAGCCAUCUUGAAGCUCAUUUUGAAAAAUGAAAAUGUGGACAGGCAUGUAGACCUCCUGGAGGUGGCUAAAGAGACCGAUGGCUUCUCAGGCAGUGACCUGAAGGAGAUGUGCCGGGACGCAGCGCUCCUCUGCGUCAGGGAGUAUGUCAACUCUGCCUGUGAAGAAGAAAGCCACGAUGAAGAUGAGAUCCGGCCUGUGCAGCAGCAGGACCUCCACAGGGCGAUUGAGAAGAUGAGGAGGUCAAAGGAUGCCACCCUGCAGAAUGUUUUGAUGCACGUUAGUUUAGAUUAAGAGAAAAGAAUGUGUUUGCAGUUUCUGAUGGGAUUUAAUUUGACUUCUGUAAUCAGCAAAACCAAUGUUGGGGUGGGAGCCGGAAUGUUCCUUGAAUUAAGGGAGUUCUGUUUCUGGAAUUGUUUUUAUACAACAAAUUCUAAGUUAUUGAUAUAUCCUCAUGCCUCAACUUAGAAAUGUCACAAAUAGUUCAUGAAGUGGAACAAUUAUAGCCCAGACCAAGAGCAACUGCCCGUGUCCUGUCCCAGAAUGGAGCCACACUGUGUAGCCUUAAAGCAGGCUCUGAGGGGGUGAGGGGAGGGGUGGGAGGGUGAUGCAGCCCCAGGGGGAGUCAUCCCAGCGUGUGUUCAGUGUACAUAGCCACACAUUUUUUAUAUGCAGAUACAAUCUUUAGGUAACAUAGAGUAUGGAAAAAUGUUUUCUACUUGGCUGAGUCAAACCCAAUCAGAAGACGUCUGGAUUAAAGGCAUCAACGCUCAGUUCACAUUCACUUCUUCCUUUUAGCAGCAAGUGCAAAGAUAGAAAUUCUGCUUCCAGGGUAACUUUCAGGCAAAAGCUGCAACGUUGCUGACUCUUUUUCUUUCACGUGACCACUUGAAAUCUGGUGCCAUUUAGUGAAGAUAGUAAACUACUGUAAAGAUGUUGGAAUACUUUUUCAUUUUGUAUGAAUUCUGCUUUUUGAAGCUUUUGAAAUGGAAUGCUGUUUUUUCUUUUAAUUUUUCCUUUGAUGAGAGUAACUAGAGUAGAACCUCAACUGGCCUUUCAUGAAGCCCCACCUGGCAGAAGCUCUGAAGCUGUGGCUCUCUGCUCUGGUCUGUGCUGCAAGGAGGACUUGCUGCUGCCUCACCCCCCUGGCAGAGCCCUCGCACCAGCACGUGUCCUACCCAGAGCUCUGAGCCUGGGGGGGAGGUCUGGUGACAUUUUGCUCUGUCACCUGCUCUGAGCUGCAAAACCCAGAAGAAGGGGAUGGGUCUGAGGUUUCUAAGUGUGAUUUUUGCAACAUUCUGCUGUACUUGCUGGCAACACUUCUGGUCGGUUCCUGUAACGUUACGUAGCGAUAAAGGCAAAGGGUUAAAAAUAUAAGUGGCAAAAGUGUUUCGGUGAA
Messenger RNA from Apus apus (common swift), 2419 nucleotides. RefSeq names its product ATPase family AAA domain containing 1 (gene ATAD1). The transcript has 11 exons. Gene Ontology annotation, cellular component: mitochondrial outer membrane. Lineage: Eukaryota; Metazoa; Chordata; Aves; Apodiformes; Apodidae. The coding region runs from base 190 to 1314 and encodes 374 amino acids. The record is from RefSeq and is a predicted model, not a curated record. Gene Ontology annotation, molecular function: ATP hydrolysis activity; ATP binding.